Messenger RNA from Alosa alosa (allis shad), 3230 nucleotides. RefSeq names its product SLIT and NTRK-like protein 3. The record is from RefSeq and is a predicted model, not a curated record. Lineage: Eukaryota; Metazoa; Chordata; Actinopteri; Clupeiformes; Clupeidae. The transcript has 2 exons. Gene Ontology annotation, cellular component: extracellular matrix. The coding region runs from base 51 to 1361 and encodes 436 amino acids. Gene Ontology annotation, molecular function: protein binding.
GUUCUAAGCGUUUUCUACUACAGUGACGACCACGAAUCGGCAGUCAACUCAUGGUGCAUCUCUCUGAGGGGAAGCAACAAGUCUCAACCAUGCCAACAAAAGGUAUAAUGCCACUCUUGGGUAUUCUUCUUGUGUGCCCGCUGCUACUGACAGAGGGCAAUGAAAAUGACUGUGAGUGUCCUGCAGCAACAGUUUUGUCCGAGUUCCUGGUCAACGUGGCAGGUGGAGCCUGCUGCCUCAACUACUCCGGCUCUGACUUUAGCCACGUGCAGUGGGAAGUCCUCUCGUCUCACCCUGCCCUCCGGACCCUUGACCUGUCUCACUGCAACAUCAGUCAGAUCCACCUCACGCAGAAGGGGGACACGCCAGCCAUGCUACAGAACCUCUACCUGGGACAUAACAGCCUCUCUGCCCUACCAGAGGGCUUCCUGACCAACGCCUCAGGUCUGAGGGUACUUGACCUGAAGAUGAACCGCCUGGAAGGGUUACCAGAGAGCUUCCUGGAGGGGUCGGAGGAGCUCCAGGAGUUGGACCUGAGAGGGAACCUCCUCACGGCCAUCUCCAGCAGCCUCCUCACCAGACAGGGCUGGCGGCGGCUGGGACUGUCCCACAACCCCUGGGCGUGCACAUGCUCUCUAGUUGAGGGGCUUCAAGGUGACGGCCUUCACAACAGCACCAGUGGCCGCAGCAGCAGCAGGCUUGCGGACGCGGUGGGGAAUCUGACCUGCGCCUCCCCCCAGAGCCUGGCUGGCCAGAGCGUGUGGUCUGUGCAGCGGAUGGACGUCUGCGCCCCUCCUGGCCUCACCGCCCUCUUCAUCCUGCUGCCGCUGCUGGUGCUGGCCGUACUGGUGCUCUGCUGGUUCUGCGGCCGAAAGAGGAAGAGGAAGGAGAGCAUGGCCUUCGGCCUGGCAGGAAAGAAUGGCUCUGGCCGAGGCGGCCAGCGGACGGACUGCAACGGGCAGCGCUGGCACCACUCCAAGCACGCUCCCGGCGGUGGCAGUGAGCUGGCCGCGCCCAGAGAGGGCAGCAAGGAUGGCAUCAUGAAGAACCAGCUGCUGCUGCGCCCCUCAUCCGCCCUGUUGGGCAGCACGCGGGACAUCUACGAGGAGGUGGAGAUCCGUCUAGGCUCGGUGGAGUCCAUCACCCGCCCGCCUUCCUCUAUCUCCACCGAAAAGCAGGAGCCCCAGGAGCUGGGCAGCAAGCCUGACCUGGAGACCGUGAGCGUGACGGAAGUCAUGAAGGACUCGGCUGACCGGGAGAAGGCCUACCUGACCCAGUCCACUGAGUACUAUAGCUUGGUGCCAGGCAUCGAGAUUGAGGACUCUGAUCACGGCGAGUAUGAGAGUGUGGAUCUGUCGUGACCCAAACCAAUGCCAAAGGGAUUUGUUUUCAUUUUUUUGUAUGCAGGUUAUCUAUUUUGACGUUCUGGUCAAAGAGCUGGUUGUUUGAUCAAAGCAUUGGAGGGACCAACCAAUCUCUGGGAAUUUCGUCCAGGAACUGGAGCAGCAUAAUCCUGUCAGUUGUUCCGAGUGAACUUCGGAGUGCUAAUAAGGAGUCUCCACUGUCAGGGCAGCAUUCCAGGCUGCAAGGGCUAUUGUUUGGCCACAUUCAGAGUGUGAGAACUAUUCAUCUGAGAUUGUAGGUAAACUCAUAGUUAAACCCUAAAAAACACUGACUGAUGGUGAAAUGAAACACCAUUCCUUAUUCUGUUUCUCAGAGAUACUGCCAAAGUGUGGAGGUCAAAAUAUGUAUAAUAUUGAAUGUUUUUUUAAUGUUGUUUUGAACGCAUAUCUACUUUGACUGAAGUUAAGUGUCUGAGGUAAUGGUGCUAAAUGGGAUUUAUUACAACUACCAUUGAUGUCAAGAUGACCAAACCAUUCCACUGUGCCUUAUUUAAAGGAGGUCCAGAUUUCUGUUAUGUAAACGUUGUAGGAAAGCAAACCUGUAACCAACCAACCAAACAAGCAAACAAAAAUCUUUGUGCUCUUUCCUGUCCAGUAAGUGCUGUUGGUAAGGACAGGCACUAUAGGAUGAUGUCAUCUAUUGUUUUAGAAGCCCAGCUCACUGCCUGUCAGCGGACCACUCUUUCCUGUGGAAGAUGGGUCCCAGGUCCUCCAGCUUAAGAGCAGCUGCAUCUGUUCUGAUAUUCAAAGCCGUGUGUGAAAGAUAAAUGCUGAAAACAAUGGCUGCUCCACUGAUACCAUCUGAGAGAUGGAGAAUGUGCACACCACAUCCACAUAGGUUGAUAAGGCAAGUAUUAAUGAGAGGCUUAACAUAUACGUGUAACGUGAACACACACUCAGGGGGCUUUGAAAAUGAGAUUGGACACCACAUUCCAGUGACCGAUAGUUGUACAGGAGCUGUGUAGAACGAGUUACAUUCAUGCAGAUGUACCAGCAAAUGAAAAACCGCAGACCUAGUUAGAACACAUUUGGUGUGUACAGAUAAGAUCUGUUAUGUCAUCAGGUUGGCUUUGCAAAGAAGCUAAAGUAAGCUCAUUUGAAUGCUGACAGAGAAAGAGAGAAAGAUGGACAGUGACAUUCUCAGGGGUUGCAGCCUAGUCAAAUUUGUUAGGCGUAUGGUCCACAUUUCCAACUGUAUCUCUCUCUCUCUCUCUGACACCAAUGCACUGUUUGUAGUGGAUGUAGGAAGAGAAAGAAGAACCACUGGAUUUGUGGCACAUGUGUACCUUAAUAUACACAAACCCAUAGCAAUCAUGCCAUUUAUCUUAUAUGGUCUUAAUCAAUGGGGUAAGACUUCACUAAUCCUGACUUCUAAUAGUAGUGAUAGCUUGAAUGUAAAGGGUGAUAUGUAACUCAUGGCCUUGUGGAUCAUUUAUUUUUUACCAGUCCUGUCUACUACCAUCACUUAACUCGCAAUGGUGUAAUUCUUAACAAAUAUGUCUCAGUUAGAAUGGCAUACGUCUUGAGCUACAAUGUUGUGUUUUGAGUCACACUUGUUUAGUAGUCUAGUUUAAAUGAAUUAAUUUAUUUCUGCAUUAAUGUUGCUUUUUAGUUAAUAGUAUGUGACAUUUUCGGUUCAAUUCUGGUCCAUUAGAUCCAUAAAUAGAGGAGUCAAUACAGGGACAAAAUACAAACAAGACCAAAGUACACAGUAUGUAAACAGUACAAAGGGAACUGGUUCAAAUGUCUGUUGGCACUGGCUGAUUGUGGAAGUAUUUGGUGCAAGAAUAUUUAUUGAUGGCUUUAAAAUAAAUUACUUUAUAUGUU